Messenger RNA from Aspergillus melleus, 3351 nucleotides. Its product is annotated as WD repeat-containing protein. NCBI's taxonomy places the organism in Eukaryota, Fungi, Ascomycota, Eurotiomycetes, Eurotiales, Aspergillaceae. The record is from RefSeq and is a predicted model, not a curated record. The transcript is spliced from 5 exons. Gene Ontology annotation, biological process: negative regulation of fatty acid biosynthetic process. Gene Ontology annotation, cellular component: cytoplasm; Cul4-RING E3 ubiquitin ligase complex. Gene Ontology annotation, molecular function: protein binding. Bases 1 to 3351 code for a protein of 1116 amino acids.
AUGAGGAAUUCGCUGUACGACCGCAUCUGGCGGCGCGAAUCGGGAUACGGGUCGCAUUACUCCAGUAUUCGCAGCAUCUAUGGUUCUAAGGAGUGGGUGGAUGACCUGGACAUCGUGAAUGAGCUGGGCGGCCACACCGGCUGUGUCAAUGCUUUAUCAUGGUCGCGAUCUGGCCAGUUUCUCGCCUCGGGCUCGGAUGAUCUUCACUUGAACAUUUAUUCCUACCAGCCCGACUCCACCAGCGCGCCCUUUUCGCUGAGCACCACCGUGGCCACGGGUCAUAGGGCGAACAUCUUCUCUGUCAAGUUCAUGCCGCAUUCGAACGACCGGACUUUGAUAACGUGCGCAGGCGAUCAUCAGGUCCGCGUCUUUGACCUGGAGUACUCUAGCAGCAAUCAUUCGGCCGACACCUCGUCGGCGUUCGUCUCGUCCGCUCGAAGUCGUCGCUUCAAUAACUUCUUCACCAAUACUCGUUAUCUGAACGAGGGGAACACUAAUGCCCGCAUCUACCGUAGCCACGCGGACCGGGUCAAGCGCAUUGUCACCGAAUCAUCCCCGUACUUGUUUCUCACGUGUUCCGAGGAUGGUGAGGUGCGCCAAUGGGACUUGCGACAGCCAUCUUCCACCUACCCGAAGCCGCGGGGCGGCCAAGGGCCCAUGGCCUAUCGACCGGGUGUGGUCCACGACGAUUCGAACACGCCGCCCCCGCUGAUCUCGUACAAGCGCCAUCAAGUCGACCUGAACACCAUCUCGUGUUCGCCCAGCCAGCCGCACUACAUUGCCCUGGGCGGCGCCCAUCUCCAUUGUUUCCUGCACGACCGGCGCAUGCUCGGGCGCGACCUGCAGGCCGAGGCUGGUGAUCCCGGUACUCCCCCGACAAGCGGCAGUGCACGUAGCGAUGAACUGAUGGGCCAGGCGACCAGAUGCGUUCGAAAGUUUGCGCCCAACGGCAAGCGUCGCAUGAACCCUCGCGGGAGCGGAGACAUCACCGCCUGCAAGAUUAGCGAUGCCAACCCCAACGAGAUGGUCGUCAGCUGGUCUGGAGACCACAUUUACAGUUUCGAUUUGAUUCGCAGUCCGGACGCCACCGAAUCUGACCCCUCGCGCCAAAAGAUCACCCCCGAAACGUCCGACUCUUCUAGGCGACAAAGUUCCACGAACAGGAGGCGCAAGCGCAAGGCCAGGUCCUCGCUUCUUUCCCAUGGAAGUGGAGGGUGGCCGCGAGCCCGCCCCCGUGUUGACGAAAAUGGCGAGGAUCAUGACGGCGACGACGGUGACGACGACGAUGGUGAACUUGCCUUUCGGGUGCGAUACGGAAAUGGGGAGUCGGAGGAUAUUCCGCUGCCGAAUCUAUCGGACCCUCGGUCGGCGCCUCCGGAUUUGAUUGAACAGGCGAGAGAUUCGGUAUUGAACGACGCGCAACGACUCAGCAUGCGGAUCGCAAAGGGACUGGUGAGGCUUCGCAAGGCACUCUUCUCGUUGGGCGACGCCAUGGGCGAAGAUAGCGUGCCCUUUAGCGCGCCCGAUCUAACCCCCUACACGGAAUCAUUUUCCGAUGCUCUGACAGAGGCCGCAACCUACCUGCCGCAAAUGGACGAGGUGAUGCGAACAUGGAGAUACCCUAUGAACCCAAGUCCCGAGGUCGUGGGUAUGCAACAAUCCCUCCGUCGGAAUCGCGAAUCGGCCUGGAGGUUCGUCCAAGCCGCUGGAACAUUAGCGCGGGUCCUAGGAGGCGAGGUGCGAAAUCAUCCCGGCGACCUCAAAUCCGUGAUGGAACAAUUUCAACAGGUUCGGCUAGCCCCGGGAGAGAACAACUCGCUUGACCGGGAACCUCAGUUUUGUUACGACUUCAUCAAGGCGGUUUUGCUGUGGGUGGAAGGCGGCCGGGGGACUUUGCUUGCAGGCUUCAAGCGAACCGACGCCAAUCGACGGAAUAAGGCACGAUUCCCCCUUUCUGAAACGGCAGACGACACAGCCAUCGAGACGACAUUGCUUCCCUACUUGCAAGGGCUGGCGAGUGACACGCCUGUGGUGAAUGUCGAUGCGUCGAGGUUCGAACACGAUCGAAGUCGCUUUAUCAGUCCGACGCAACAUGACAUCACGAGAGCAUUCAGAAACACGCUUCAUCGGCGAAACACGGAUUCCGAGAGCAUGGAAUCUGAGAACAGCGACGAUCAUGAUACGCUGGAACAUCCUGGCCGGAAUACCAAUCGGUCCGUGGAGAGGGGCUUUUGGGCCUUCAAAGUCUGCCGAGGAAUUCUGAUGGAGGCUGGCUCUGGUGUGAACUACGAGUUUGUCAACCGAGCUUUUGGCGGUGUGCGGACGACGUUUGAAGACGAAGAUGAUGAUGCGGAGGUUGAGAGAUCUCAGGAAGAUAUCGACCCCAACGUCGAAGAGGAACCGAUUCGCGAUGUGACUCUAGCUCGGAUGCCUGACCGGUCAGCGCCUGAAAGAACCUCGGGCUCCAGCGGAGAUACAGCCGAAAACCUUAUUUCAUCAGACGCCGGUUCGAUGAGUACUCGAGGAACAUCCGUUGAUGACGACACUAUGGCGAGUGAUGGUGCCUUUUUCGAGCGGGCCAACCAUGACGAAGACGAUGACAUGGAGGAAGAUGAUGACGAGGACGAGGAUGAGGACGACGACGACGACGAUAGUCUGGACGACUUUGGAGUAACGUCAGGUAGCUCUCCGCGCGACAGUGACGAAGAUCUUGAAGCGCAGGAGGAGGAAGAUCGCAUGCUUCGAGGUUACAACAUCCGACGAACGAGAAGAGAAUUAGUGGGCCUUGACGUUCCCUGCUCGUCGCAUACGCGGGUUUAUCGGGGACAUUGCAAUAUCAAAACGGUCAAGGACGUUAACUAUUUCGGGCUCAACGACGAGUACGUCGUGAGCGGCAGCGACUCUGGACAUUUGUUUAUCUGGGAUCGCAAGUCCUCCAAAUUGGUUAAUAUCCUCGAAGCGGACAGCGAAGUUGUCAAUGUCGUGCAAGGGCAUCCGUACGAACCCACCAUUGCAGCAUCCGGCAUCGACAACACCAUUAAGAUCUUUUCCACCGACCGGCGUGCCCAGGAGGAUGCUCGUCGUGGCGUCAAUAUCCUGGAUCCCGACAACGAUGCCAACACUUUAGGGUCGAAUGUUUCGGGGAUCGGCGGUCUUCGAAGCUGCAAGCGCAUCCACGACAGUUAUCGGAUCAUGAGCCAGAAUGAUGUCAACCGGCAAGGUGGGAUGGAUGAAGCGUACAUCACGCGAGAGAUGCUAUCUCAACUUGCGGUGAAUCUAAGGCGUCAGCAGGCCGCCGGAGGAGUUGAAAAUGCCAGUUUUGUCUUGGAAGACAACUGCCAUAUAAUGUGA